Moneuplotes crassus is the source of this 1162-nucleotide messenger RNA. The record is from the annotation of a GenBank genome assembly. NCBI's taxonomy places the organism in Eukaryota, Ciliophora, Spirotrichea, Euplotida, Euplotidae.
UGCUAUUAAAGAGGUUAAAUAUUAAUCAAAAAAGGUAAGUAAAUGGCCAUUAUGGCCACUUUCCAGGUGUAUUGCCACAUGAGCAAAGCCAAGAUAUCUCCUUAUGAUCUUUCUCAUUAGUAAUUGAGUCUCAAAGAUUCCAUGUAGGAAAGUGUCUGAUAAAAUAGGCGAGAGUCCUAUCUUAAUUUCAAAUAUUUUCAGAAUGGACAAUUACUGCAGUAGGCAUCACUUCAAGCAAAGUCAAAUUUACAAGGGGUACAAAACUCCCAUUUUCCAAAGCUUGGAGGGACCAAUCCAGUCUGAAAAGUCUUUAGCAAAAACUGAGAAUUUUAACUCAACUCAGAGAAGACAAUUUCGUUCCCAAUCUUCUCAAAAUUAUCUUGAGGGCUCAAUCCCAGUUUCAGUAUUUAAUACGCAAGGUGAUGAUGAGAAGAACCUUGAUGAUCAGGUGAGAAGGCAUAUCCACUUCCUGAAAUCCAGAUUCAGUGCGAAUCCUACAACAAGCUACAUGAAGGGAGGAAUCAGUCUGAAGCACUCUUUUAGCAGCCAGCUCAAACAACUCAAGAGAGGUAUACCUAAAAGAAGGUAUAACAGCUCGUAUAAGGGAAGAGGACUGAAGCUUAGAAAGACUAAGAAACUUGGCCUUCAAAACUCGAUUAAAAAGAUACUCAAAAUCAAGAAGGUGGCUAGCAUAAAGCCAAAGAGAAUAGUGAUUCGUUCUGAGAUAAAAACUCCAGUUCAGGAAGAAAGUUGGAGGGAGACCCACAGAAAUUCAAUGGACAGCAUGGCUGAAAGUUCUUUUAAUAAAAACAGUUUCCUAUUGCAGUCCUGGAAGAGUGAUAUUGAUUUCCAUUCUAGAGGAAUUCAGAUACAGCCAAAGGAGGAUACACUCCAAGCUUCUAAAAACCAAUGGAUUAACUUAGAAUGAGCAGAUGUAUUUCCUAAAACUCUCGAUUAUCUUCAUAAGAAUGAGUCCACGAGAAUGGACAAAGUCGGGCAUAUGAACUCAUCAAAGCCAGUAAUACCAUCAAAAUUCAUGGACAAGAAGUUUUCCUUGUCUGCAAGGAAGAUGUAAUCUCCAAUUAAGCUAUGGCAGCCUCUUGUUUCAGAUCUACUAGCCCAAGUCCAUUAUGCAGAUUUACUUAACCCUUAUGCUGAGUUU